Messenger RNA from Neurospora tetrasperma FGSC 2508, 1773 nucleotides. RefSeq lists its product as uncharacterized. The record is from RefSeq and is a predicted model, not a curated record. The transcript is spliced from 6 exons. Bases 1 to 1773 code for a protein of 590 amino acids. NCBI's taxonomy places the organism in Eukaryota, Fungi, Ascomycota, Sordariomycetes, Sordariales, Sordariaceae.
AUGAGGGGACUGACCAAGCAGGGUGUUAAGACCGCGACUGCCGCGCCGCGCAUGAAGAGAAAUGCCAUGCCGGCAACAAGAAAGCUGGCAGUUAGAGCCGCCAAGGUCAACAAUGCUCCCAGGCAGAAAGAAAUUGUCAUGUCAAUUGACCUUGGCAGUUCCGGUGUGCGCUCGUGUAUUUGGAACCCAGAUGUGGUUGAGGGUCAAGACCCCGUCAUUUUGAUUCUCAACAGAGAGAACGGCGGUGAUGGUUACACCUUCUCGGCAAGCGGGGCUGUCAUGGACAACGACACUGCCGACGAGGAUAUCUACAUCAACAACCUCGAACCUGAAAGCCGUCUGGGCGUGCCCUUGAAAUACGGGCUGUACAUUCUUUCGAACGCUCCGGAAGCCCUCACCAACGAAUAUCACCUCAUGGAGGAUCUUAUUCAGGAAGACCGUCGCAACAGGGAAGAGUUCAGAAGACAGCUGCGCCUGGGUCUGGUGCAAAUGUUCACCAAGCUCAAGGGCAAGGUGGAGCAAGUCAUUGAAGGGAAGCGGAAACCCUGGAAAGUUGGAAGGUUGUGUAUAACAAUCCCGUCACAAUGGACGUUGGACUUUGAGGAUCAAUACCGCAGCGUUCUCGCGGAGGUCUUUGAAUGGGACAUUGCCCAGGCUGGGGAGCGAGUGACCUUCGUUUUCGAACCUGAAGGUCUCGCCGCUUAUCUUUUGCACAGCAAAGAGUACAAGGACGACGCCAUCGCCCAAAGCGGCCCGAACGAGCAUCGAAUUGUUUUGUGUUUGGACUUUGGUGGCCACAGUAUGAAUGGCUGCCAGUACUGGAUCAACGCAAAGCGAGAUGGCACCUUAAGCUUCUUCGCGAUGGCACCAGCAUUUGGACAUGCUGGCGGCGGCGAGCAGUUGGCUGAUAGUGUCCUCCGCGCUUGUGAAGCAGACUGGAACACCGGAAAUGAUGUGGCUCUGACACCUAAGGCCAAGGCGCAGAUUAUGGAACGGAUCAAGAGGCGCAGGGCUCAUUGGGGCCCUCGUUCAACAACUGCCCUUGAUGAGGAGAUUUUUGAGUUCAAUGAUUCUCAAGAAAUCGGUGCUGGUGCCAUUACACUUACGAAGAGUGUUAUCAAUAACUGCUGGCGUAGGGCACAUGAUCUCCUCCUCAGGCUUGUUCAGCGAAAGCUCCGUGGACUGAAAGCCGAAUACAACCGGGAAAGAGGUCGUGGCACUACAGUCACGCCUUUGGUAGUUGUGGCUGGCGGGAGCCUUACCAACGCAGUUCUCUUGGAGAGAGUUCGAAAGCUAAUUGACGCCAGCGACUUGGGUCCAGGCUUAGUUGUAAACAAGGAAGGCGUCGCUCAUGAUGCCGUCCGUAACGCCAUCGGGGCUAUCUACGCGUUCCAGAAGGCCCUGACGGUGCGGCAAUUCCUCGACCAGGGCGCAGGAAUUGCACUGCAAAUCAAGCAGGCAGGGGCGACAGAGUGGACAAGCCACGCAAGCCCGGUGUACUAUUGCCACAAGGAAGACGGAGCAGAGGUUCACCCGCCUUGCGAGGUUUCGCUUUUCUCAGGAGAUCGCGUGCAGUUGAUAUGCGACCCCUUCUACGGCCAGGAUAACGUGGGCGCUGAUCAGCCGAUCACGGACAUGUUCUACACAAGAACAUACGACUUCCUUCGAGACAUGCCCAAGGCCCCUUUUCGCGGGUCCAAUACCUGCAACGUGCGCUUCGAAGGAGAUGACAAUGAGGUGGUGAUGAAAGUUUUUACGCAUCACUGUCCAUGA